AUGAAGCAUAAUCAGAAGAAGAAUUUGAAGUUUGACGAUGAUCAAGGUUCAACGUCUAACAUUGGGACGUUGUUGGAUUUUAUGAAAAUCCAAAACAGAGGUGAUAUGAUUCGAGAAAAUGCGGUUGAUUCAUCUGUUUCAUACUCUAAAGGUGGAGAUGCGAAGAAUUCUGAGUCAAAAGCAAAUAUUUUUGCUUGUAAAUAUUGUAAGAAAGAGUUUUCUACCUCACAAGCUCUGGGAGGACAUCAAAACGCACACAAGCAAGAACGUGCUUUUGCAAAACAUCGUCAAAGUUGUGAUGUUAAUGGGUUAGGACACUUUUCUUAUUAUUCUUCCUAUCCAAGUUUUUAUAACUUUCGUUCUUUUUAUGGCGAGUCCUUCAAUAGGACACUUGGGAUUCGAAGUGAGUCUAUGAUCCACAAACUUUCUUGGAAUUCAAGAUACGGACAUUCGUGGUUGAAAAGAGAUCGUGACACGUCGAAUUCAUCAACAUUUGAUGAGGUUAGAAUCAUGAGACGGGAUUAUCCAACUAUGAAGAGCUACGCAAUUCCAAAUUUGAAGGUAGAGGACAACAGUGAUAAAACCAGUAUUGAAACCCUCUCUCUUUUUCCGACUGUUCCUAGUAAUUCAUCAAGCCAUCUUCACAACAUGUCAAUACUCGCCACAACAAGAAUUAUUGACGAUUCUGUUGCAAAAGAAAGUUCAAGUGAAGCACCUUGCAAUCUUAAUCUGACACUUAAGAUUUAA
This is a messenger RNA of Sphenostylis stenocarpa, 747 nucleotides long. Lineage: Eukaryota; Viridiplantae; Streptophyta; Magnoliopsida; Fabales; Fabaceae. The record is from the annotation of a GenBank genome assembly.